This is a messenger RNA of Chironomus riparius, 580 nucleotides long. The record is from the annotation of a GenBank genome assembly. NCBI's taxonomy places the organism in Eukaryota, Metazoa, Arthropoda, Insecta, Diptera, Chironomidae.
CUGCCUUAAUAUGAAGCUUGUAUCAUUAUUCUUGGUGAUUUUUGCAAUAUUCAAAGUUAAUUCAGUAAAACCAUCAAUUCAAUACAAUAUUGGAGUUCGAUUCCGUUCUGCAAAGUGCUCAACAGAUAACAACUCAGUUUUACUACAUGGAUGCUACCUCAAAGCCUAUACACGACGAAUUGUGACUCUAAACUUAGUUGGAUCUGUUGUAAAGCCAAUAAAAAGGCCAAUGCACUUCCAAUUUAUUCUACAUUAUCGCUAUGGAACUAUUUAUCGUGAAGUAAUUGACACAAAGAAGAGAGAAUGGUGCUCAAUUAUGGAUGGAAUGCAGACCCACAUGUACAUUAUGUUGAUUAUCAGACAACUCAAAGAAUCUGCGCCUAAAUUAUUUCAUAAAUGUCCUUACCAAGGCGACUAUCAACUUUAUAACAUUACUGUGGAUGAAUCAAAGGCAUUCGACAUGUUUCCUCAAGGAUAUUACAAACUUAAGGUUGUUGUGUUCAAUUCUACUGAUGAUAUGGUCUUUAAGAUUGAUUUGCUGUUUGAAAUUAAAUCUCCUUUUAAGGAUUCUAUUGGAUAA